This is a messenger RNA of Darwinula stevensoni, 789 nucleotides long. The record is from the annotation of a GenBank genome assembly. Lineage: Eukaryota; Metazoa; Arthropoda; Ostracoda; Podocopida; Darwinulidae.
AUGAAUGGACUCUGGGAUGCGGAGAAUUGCGGGCGACCGUUGGGCAUGAGGUACUACAAUGGAUCCAUCUUCGUCGCAGAUGCCUACAAGGGCAUCCUCCGAGUCCAUCCUCAAUCGGUUACCUUGGGGCACGGGGAGACGCAAAUUGCCGCUCUGUCAUGUAGCCACGGUCAACUCUACGUUUCCUUCUCCAGGACAAAAAUCCAAGGGCAGCGUCGAAGGGAAUUGAAGGCGGUAGUGAAGCCCGAUGAUCCCGAGAUCGGAGGAAAAGUCUUCAACGACCUGGACAUCUCGCCGGAUGGCUAUAUUUACUGGUCGGAUUCCAGCGGAUUGGAAAGCCUCGAAGCCAUGAUCCUCGAGGUCUUCUCCUCUGGCUCUGGAAGACUGAUGAAAACGAGAAUAGCGGAUGGGAAAACGAGUGUCCUCCUCGAUCAUCUCCAUUUUCCCAAUGGGGUUCAAAUCUCUCCGGAUGGGUCUUACCUCCUCCUAUGCGAGACCGUCCGGUCCAGAAUACUCAAGUAUCACCUGGCGGGUCCGAAGAAAGGAAAGGCGGAGGUGUUUGCCACUCUGCCAGGGAUGCCCGACAACAUCCGCGGAAACGGACGAGGAGGUUACUUGGUCGGUCUGGCCAUCACCGUGGAUCCCGGGCGUUUGAACCUCAACCAAUAUAUUGCAUCCUAUGGAAGAUUGCGACUCGUCUUCGCGAGGAUCUUCGGCAUCCUUCGAUCGUCGUUCAAGGCUCUCCAUCGACUCUUCCCGAAUUCCCUCACCGGGUUCCUCUCGCAUCGG